Molecule: messenger RNA, 910 nt
Organism: Penaeus monodon (black tiger shrimp)
Lineage: Eukaryota; Metazoa; Arthropoda; Malacostraca; Decapoda; Penaeidae
Exons: 3
Coding region: 131-895 (254 amino acids)
Cellular component (GO): extracellular region
Molecular function (GO): chitin binding
Source: RefSeq, a predicted model, not a curated record
CGUUCGGAGUAGGACUGCGCUAAUGCUGUGCAGUUUGCUGGUUCCAUGUAGUUUUCAGUUCAGUGUAUGAUUCACUGUAGCGGUGUAAGUCUGACUUUGCUGCGGUAGACGCUCCGACGGCUUCCUGAUCAUGGACUGGAACGGAAUAAUACUGAUUAUGGUUGUGGGAGUCACCAUUGGCAUGGAAACAGACGACUGUCCAGGGGACGGGAGGUUUCCUGAUUCAAGUAUCUGUGGUGCUUAUGUAGAUUGUGUACCCGACGGAAACGGCGGCUAUGAUAUAAUAAAGGGUGAUUGUGGAGGCUUCCUGUACAAUACCACCUCCAAGAGUUGCUCUAAUGACAGCAUGUGUGUUCUCUCGCGUCACACCCGGAGUGUUUUCCCAGAAUUCAAUCCAUAUUCGUAUCUGUGUGAAGCCCAGCCUGAUGGUUUUCUGUGUGCAAAUUGCAAGACUCAGGUCAUGUGUGUGCAGGGACAAGCCUUUGUUCGUCACUGUACUGAGGGUGACUUUUGUUUAGGUAAAACAGAGUUUGGAGGAGGCGUGUGCUAUCCAGGUGCCCCUUUACAGUGCACAUGUGAAAAGCCUCAUGAAUUUCGUGUGGAUUAUUAUGACCCACAAAGGUUCUUCGCUUGCAAAGAUGCUUAUUCUGAACCAGUUGCCUAUAAAUGUUUGGAUGGAAUGGUAUUUGAUGAAUCUUCUUCACAGUGUCUGAACAAUGCUGGAUUUCCACCAUGCACCGUAUCUGGAACUUUUGCCAACCCAAAUAAUUGUGGUGAAUACUAUACAUGCAUUGCCUUGAGACAUGGGUAUCUUCAAAGGUUUUCUAUGUGCAGUAAUAAUACUUUGUUCAAUGAGAAGACGCAAACAUGUGAAGAUCCUUGUAUUAUCAGUUGAGUGCCAAGUGGACGG